Molecule: messenger RNA, 1182 nt
Organism: Aureococcus anophagefferens
Lineage: Eukaryota; Pelagophyceae; Pelagomonadales; Pelagomonadaceae
Exons: 1
Coding region: 1-1182 (393 amino acids)
Source: RefSeq, a predicted model, not a curated record
AUGAUGAGACUGUGCGCGCUCUUGCUCGUCUUUCUCUGCGACGCCAAACCGGUGUCCGAGCGGGAGAAGCUGCGGCGCGAGAAGCGCGCCCAGGAACUGCGAGGCGCCCAAGCGCUGGAUCAGCAGCGACUCGAGGCGCCGCUCGCCGCCGGCGCCGCGGCCGCGCCGCUCGCCGCCGCUCGAGCCUCGCACGCAAACGCGAGCCUUUCGCCGCUCGCCGCCGCGCCGCUCGCCGCCGCGCCGCUCACGAACGCGACGUCGACGCUGCCCGCGCUCGACGCCGCGCGGCGGGCGGCCGUCCGGGCCGCGUGGUGCGCGUCGCUCGCGACGUGGUGCAAGACGCACUCCUACGGCGAGCUCGGCGGCCACUACGCGGCGCCGGCGCUCGUGCGCUACUGCGAGAAGCAUCCCAAGGGCGUCGACCCGGCGCUCGGCUGCGCGGCGCCGGCCGCCGCCGCGGACCGCGCCGCGGGCCGGCGGACGCGCGCGCCGCCGGCGGCGCGGCCCGACGCCUACGCCAAGGGCCUGCUCCGCUUCGUGCACGUGCCCAAGACCGGCGGGACGUCCGUGGAGAAGGCCUUCAAGCCGCGGUUCCCGAAGAACCACGCGCUCGCCUACGACCGGUCGGACCUCGCCGGCGCGUCCGUCGUGGCCGUGAUCCGCGACCCCUACGACCGCGCGCUCUCCUGGUUCCGCUUCUGCAUCGCGGGCUUCUACGGCAAGCUGCCCCACCCGACCGCGCACUGCGCGAAGGCGCGCCGGUUCCACGCGGACGCGAAGAAGAGGAAGAUCCGGCCGCCGGCGAGCCCGACGGCGCGCGCGGCCAUGGCCUUCGAGCGCUGGCUCGCGCUGGUCCACGGCGACGCCGCCUACGCGAACCUCUGGGUCACGACGCCCCUCGCGGUCUACCUCACGCACCCCGCGACGGGCGAGUUCCUCGUCGACGCGCUCGUCCGCUUCGAGCGCCUCGCGGCGGACGUCGCGGCCUGGUGCGCGCCCCGGGGCUGCGCCGCGGCGGCGGCGAAGCUGGCGUCGGUCCAGGAGAACCCGUCGAGGAUCGGCGACGACCCGCUCGACCUGCCCUACGGUGCGCUCUACACGCCGCGCGCGCGGGCCAUCGUCGACGCGGCCUGGGGCGUCGACGCGGACCUCUUCGGCUACCCGUUCCGGAACGCGUCAUAG